Messenger RNA from Cryptococcus amylolentus CBS 6039, 3243 nucleotides. RefSeq lists its product as hypothetical. Gene Ontology annotation, cellular component: nuclear RNA-directed RNA polymerase complex. Lineage: Eukaryota; Fungi; Basidiomycota; Tremellomycetes; Tremellales; Cryptococcaceae. The coding region runs from base 1 to 3243 and encodes 1080 amino acids. Gene Ontology annotation, molecular function: RNA-directed RNA polymerase activity. Gene Ontology annotation, biological process: siRNA processing. The record is from RefSeq and is a predicted model, not a curated record. The transcript has 19 exons.
AUGUCUACCGACCUGGACCUUUCCGGCUUACUACAUACGCUCAGGGAAUACGACAAUACCCCGAAACACCCCAGCGACGUCAACAGAUUCCGAUUCGCCCCAGAUGCUAUAGCCAUGGGCAGUCUUCAAGGAAGGCUCUUUACUCAGGUAUUCGGCGGUGAAUGCGUCAAGGGCCCGGACGGCCGACGGAACACCUCUUUUAUCGCUUUCGACUUCAAGCGAGAACAGCUAGUGUUCAAGGUGACCACCAGGUUAGACUUUCGAAGAACCCCUCCAGUACUCCACCCUAUUGACGCAGAGCUGUCUUUCAACGACAUCACCCAACGGGGUAUACACAUUACCAAGCGGGCUCUCCCAAGCGCCAUGAGAAACCCGGAUUUGCUGGAGGUUACGGUCACGGUCGGUUGUCGGCGGCCCCCCAGGUUCUAUGUGCAUUUGGACCGGUCCAGGAGGAGGGCGACGGUGAUGGAUUUCAUGAUAUCGGGUGCGGUUGAGCGGGAAGCUGGCUCCAUAUCUACGAUUCCAGAGGGACAUUGCGCUUAUCCUACAUUUUGCAAUACAUAUCGCUGGAUCUUUCGCAUGGACAGACAACAAUAUGCGAAGAUUACAGCGUGCGUGCAAAAGAUCCGAGCACUCGCCCUUGCCGACCCCGAGAUGGACCUUAUGUCUCUUUCAAGUGAGAAUGCGAGAUGGUCGGUGCGUAUCUUGGGUGAUCACGAGUUCCAGCAGUUGUAUACCCCGCCCGACUUGUCGAGACUCCCAUUCUCUACGAGGACUUUGCUGGAGGGUUUAAUCGGAUAUGGCGUGCUUCCGCCGGUGGAUACGCCCAACAUGAUUGAGACUUUGAGGAAAGCUUCGCCGGCGACGCCGUUCCAUAACAGGAUUCUGGAGGCUUUGUUCAAUCAAGAUAGAAUCAGGGAUGUUAAAGCGCUCAUUCCUAAGCUUGCUGCCUUUCUGCGUCGACGACCGCCUUCCAAUCAAACCCAUCUCGUUCUCAUACGCACCGCGCUCGUUACUCCUAUGCGUGUUCUCGUCGGACCGCCGCAAUACGAAUCGUCCAACAGCGUGACUAGAAAGUACUCGGACAAGCUUGAUGGUAUCAUACGAGUACAAUUCAGCGACGAGGAUGAUCGUUUAUAUGUUGCUGGUGCUUUGAAAGACGCCGACAAUGCGAAUCCUGCUGUCGGACUUAUGGCUCGGGUUCGUCGUGCGCUUCAGCAUGGUCUUAUCAUCGGGGGAGAAACAUUCUAUCCUGUCGCGUCGUCGUCUUCUCAGCAGAGAGAUCAUUGUAUGUGGUUCAUCAACACUCGUAUGAUUGAUGGUCUGAGCCUACGUAAUUGGAUGGGGACUGUACUCGAGACCGUCGUCGCGAAGCACGCCGCGCGAAUGGGUUUGCCCUUCUCUACAAGCCGUAUCGUCAAUAUGAAGAUCGACUUCGGCGAAAAGCUCGCAGAUGUCAAGAGAAACGGGAGGAAUUUUACGGAUGGCGUGGGACUUGCGGGAAGGAAUGUGUUGCAUGAAGCUGCGCUGGCGCUGGGCGAGAAGAAGGGUAUCGACUCUUAUCCUUCCGUGAUUCAAUUUCGUCUCGGCGGUGCCAAGGGCGUUCUAGCGGAUUGGCCCGAGCUUGUCCGCAAAGAUGAUAUACGCCUUCGCCCCUCUCUUAUCAAGUUCACCUCCGACCUCGCCGACCUCAACGUUAUCCGCGUCGCAAAGUAUCAAGUCGCUUUCUUGAACCGACAGUUCAUCAAUAUCAUGUGCGCGAAUGGUGUAUCGCAAGAGCUCAUUAUCAGGAUCUUUAAGGACGUUGUGGCAGAUAUCAACGGGUUCAGAGAUCGAGUGAGGGAUGGCAAGAUGACAAAGACGGAUGAACAGCUUGGGCAAAUGUGUGAUAAUUUCCCCUUCAUGCAACUCGUCCGCUCCGGCUUCAACACCAACCCCCUCAUCCUCGACAUCGCCGCCAUCUUGGAGUGCAGGGCUCUGCAAGACCUCAAAUGGCGUGCGCGUGUAAAGCUACCGGGCGGAGUGUUCUUGAUCGGUAUCGCAGAUGAGACGGGUACUCUCCGGGAGGGCGAGGUGUUUUGUCAGUAUCAGGAGAACGACGGGACGCCGCCAAAGAUUGUUACAGAUGAGGUCUUGAUUUGUCGAGCGCCUGCUCUACACCCCGGCGAUGUUCGACGCGUAUGGGCGGUAGACGCACCAGAAUUACGGCACCUCAAGAAUGACAUCGUCUUUAGCAUUCACGGCGAACGUGAUCUCCCAUCCAUGCUUGGCGGCGGCGACCUUGACGGCGAUGACUAUACUCUCAUUUGGGAUCAGCGUUUCGUCCGACCGCUCUCAAUGUAUGCCCCCAUGGAGUAUGAAGCGCCAGAUCCGAUCAGAGAGAGAGAGGUGACGCAGAGGCAUCUGAAUGAGAACUUUGUUCAAUAUAUCCUUAACGACGUUCUUGGUCAGGUCGAUAACUGCCAUCUUGCGCUGUCGGACAGACACACCCCUUUCGAUAAACGAUGCCUACAACUAUCCGAAAUCCACUCUCUGAUCUUUUGUAGUGUCGACUUUGCCAAAACUGGACAAGCUGCUACCCUCCACCUACACCUUCGUCCCGCUCAAUGGCCCGACUUUAUGGACAAAGGCGGGAGCGUGGUCAGCUAUACAAGCCACAAUAUACUCGGCAAGAUCUUCCGAUUGGUACAAGCCGAUCCCCACUUCCGUCCCAGCGAUCUCGAGCGCAUGGGCUAUCCGUCCGACCCUCGCAUCACAAAAUACCCCUUGAAUAAUGGUCUUCUAGAGCGACUCAAGGUACUCAAGGCCUGCUAUGAAAGAGAUGUACAGUACGAUAUGAGGCGAUAUCGAGUCUUUGAGCCUGAAAUACCAGCUGGCAUCGCGAUUCGGAACAAUAAAAGGAGAAGAGUCCGUGAUGAGAAUGUCAACGAACCUUUGCGAGAAGCCUUCUCCUUUGGGGUCGAGAACGUGCGCGACGGCGCUGCCAACAUCCUCCGCGACUUUACAUUCGAAAGCACGACUCUCACCCCUAUGCAGACAAUCGUUCGUCACUGCUAUGCCUUGACUUUCGAGGAGAGGUUUGUGAGGCAGUGGGAACAACAGCAUCGGCAGGGACAUUGGGGGGUAGAAAUGUUGGAUGAUGACGACGAAGAGAUGCUCAGGCCCAAACCGUUAAUGUCUUUCGCCUUUUGUUUCUGGCAAGAGCUCAUACAGAUUGUGAGCGAGUCGGGCUUUGAAGUUUGA